UUUGACAUUUAAUUUUCGGAACCAAGAGCGAAGAAGAAAAGGCCAUCUGGAAACUCCCCUGUCAAGCUGACAGCGUGUGAAAUGGGAGAAAUGGAAUAAAUUCAGGGCGUGAAAGUGGAAUACAAACUCUGCGAAAUGGACAAAUUAAUCAGGGCGAGCCAUUUCUUGCAUUUCAUGUGGAAUAUUCAGCAGGACUCGCAAAUAAUUGACAACAGAGUGUUGGCUGUUGCACACAUGUUUGAUAUGUAAACCGCGGGUCGUGCAAACAAUAGUGUCAACAUACGAUAUUGCACCCCACGAUUUGAGGACUAUUAGGGCACAUAUUGACAUAGGUAUCCCCCCCCAAACCCCGGAACAAGGUGGUUCUGGAUGGAGACAGCCUGCGGGUGCCGGGGCCCACGAGACGCACGGGAAUCCAGUGGAGCAAACUUGGUAUCGGACUCGGUAUCGGUACCGCCAUCAUCAGCCGCUUUGGCCACCGGUUGCCAUUCACAACCGCAGCUUCAACAACGGCAGCCACAUCAACAACAUGGCCAUAAAGCAACAGAGCCCAGCGAGCUGUAAUUCAUGGUUACAACUACCCAACAAACUGCUGAUAUUGGUGGUGAACACAGAUACACACCCAUCUCAAAAGUACCGCCAUGAAUGAGACAGAGUGCGACGAUCUCAUCAAAUCUGUGAAAUGGACGGAACCAGCCAAUCUGAUCUCCCUGGCCGUACUCGAGUUUAUCAACGUUCUGGUCAUCGGUGGCAACUGCCUUGUGAUUGCCGCCGUCUUCUGUUCGAAUAAGUUGCGCAGCGUGACGAACUUCUUUAUCGUUAACCUGGCCGUGGCCGACCUUCUGGUGGGUCUGGCGGUGCUACCCUUCUCGGCCACCUGGGAGGUCUUCAAGGUUUGGAUUUUCGGCGAUCUCUGGUGCCGCAUUUGGCUGGCCGUCGAUGUCUGGAUGUGCACGGCAUCGAUCCUGAAUCUGUGUGCCAUAUCCCUGGACCGCUAUGUGGCGGUCACGCGACCCGUCACCUACCCAAGCAUCAUGUCCACGAAGAAGGCCAAGUCCUUAAUCGCCGGCAUUUGGGUACUAUCAUUUUUUAUUUGCUUUCCGCCGCUAGUCGGCUGGAAGGAUCAAAAGGCGGUCAUACAGCCGACCUAUCCAAAGGGAAACCAUACGCUUUACUACACCACCACGAUGUCAAGCUCGGAGGAUGGUCAACUAGGCUUAGAUAGCAUUAAGGAACAGGAUGAGGCCUCGGUGCCUCCGCCGCAUAUGGGCAAUGGCAACGCGUACAAUCCCUACGAUCCUGACUUCGCCCCCAUCGAUGGAUCCGCGGAGAUACGGAUUGCCGCCAUGGGCUCGACCAGUACGAGUAGUAGUACAACCAGCAGGUCUACGACGACGGAAACGGAAAUGGAUCUCGAUCUGCUGAACUCACCGCCGCAGAACAGACCCCAGACCAUUUCCGGCAGCUGUCCUUGGAAGUGCGAGCUGACCAACGAUCGGGGCUAUGUUUUGUCCGCCCUGGGCUCCUUCUAUAUACCCAUGUUCGUGAUCUUUCUUCUAUGGCGCAUCUAUAGGGCCGCCGUCAGAACCACCCGAGCCAUCAAUCAGGGCUUCAAGACCACCAAGGGUUCCAAGGGCAUCGGUUCGCGCUUCGAGGAGCAGCGUUUGACACUCCGAAUCCAUCGAGGAAGAGGCUCCAACCAGCAGGACUCCAUGCACAGCAACGGGAGCACCCAGAGCACCACCACCACCCUGGGCACCCCCUCACCCGAGAGGCUAUCCAAAUACGCCACUCGACGACUGCAUCACCACGACAAGAUCAAGAUCUCUGUGUCCUAUCCCUCCAGCGAGAACAUCAACGAGCUGGCCGGGCACGGGGGGGGUCACGAGCGGCGGCCAUCGGGCAAUGCCCUCUUUGCCGUCCACUACAAUGGAGCAAAUGGUCGGGAGUCCACCGAAUCCCAUCUCUACCGGCAACAGCAGCACGGAGGAGCCAGCUCCUGCUACCUACAGGUGGGCAAGGGUCUGCCGGAGUUGGCCAGGCGGCAGAGCAACACCAGCGAGGCUGGCGGAUCGGGACACUCGCGUCCGGCCAACAAGAAGAUGGGCAGGAGGAACAUCAAGGCCCAGGUGAAGCGAUUCCGCAUGGAGACCAAGGCGGCCAAGACGCUGGCCAUCAUCGUAGGGAUGUUCAUCUUCUGCUGGUGCCCCUUUUUCACCAUGUACAUCAUCCGGCCAUUCUGCCAGGACUGCGUGGAUCCGCUGCUCUUCUCGGUGCUCUUCUGGCUGGGCUACUGCAACUCGGCCGUGAAUCCCAUGAUCUAUGCCCUGUUCUCCAAGGACUUCCGCUUCGCCUUCAAGCGGAUAAUUUGCCGGUGCUUCUGCUCCCGGCAGUCCGUCUCGCUGAAGAGUUCCCGCCGUGGAUCCGACAUGUCGGCCAUCCGUAUCCGGGCCAGGACACCUAGCAUCACGCCCAGUGCGGCGGCCCACAGUUUUGGGGAUGAGAGUGAACUCCACCACUCCGAGAUGAGUAACGAUCCCAGGUGACGAUCGUUUGGGCCCAGCUCGAGCUCACAGAGUAGCUUGGGCGGGUUGCGCAAGACGAGUCUGAAGGUGCCCGUCUACGAGAUUUGCCAUCCGCUGGUGAUGGAGACGGCCUGCUACUCCUAUGUGGAGGCCACCACCGAGGGAUCCGCCUCCUCCUCCUUGGUCGGUGGAGGCGGCGGAGGGGGCGUGGCCAAGCGGACGCAAUUGUAGCCGCGGGAGCUGUUGGCGCUGCGGGGAACGGGAUCGGGAUCGGGAUUGGGGGCGAUUCCCUUGCCGGGGCAGCGGCCAAGACGCGUGGUUCGCAUCGAGUACAGCGAUGCCAGGGUAUAGAAUUUGGUAGUUAAGAUGCACUGAGGAAAAAUACAAAUGAGAUUAGGGGGGACUGCCUAUUGCAGAAAAAUUUGCCAUUUUAAAUGGAGAUUAAUGAAAGAUCUUUAUUCAAGCAAGUGACAUUAAACAUCUUUAAUGAUCUUAUUCAGUAUUUUUAUGAAUACAUUUAAAUCUGCAUAAAUACAGAUUAAAAGAUAAUUAUUAAAGAAGGGUUUAUUCUCACUUUUGAAGGCGAGUGAAAAUUCCGCGUAUUUCAGAACUAGUUAAAAUAAAUUAGUAACUUAUCCCAUUUAAGAACAUAUUUAAUGGAAAUUUUAUGAAGAUUUCUAAUAUUCCCUGUUACUUAAUAUUUUUAUGACUAGUUAAAUUUAAUAAAAUCAAAAUGAUUUAUUUCAAAGACUGUUUAUAACAGAACAAAGUUAACAAUUAAUAAUAUUCUUAAUGUAUACAGAAUUCCUUUUUUGCGAAGCAAGUCAACUUAAGUAUGUAUGAAAUAUCAGCAGAUAUAGUACUCUUUACUUAUUGCUCUUACUUAAAAAUCUCAACGUUUACAAUUUUCAUAUUUAAAUACAGAGUUUUAAUGAAUGCUCUUCCUGGUUCAAGAUAUUGUACUUCAGAACCAGUUUAAAUCCUUUUCCUUAGUGUAGACCCCAGUCACAUAAAAGCUGAAAUGGCAGCUUAACUGGCAACCGAGCAAUCCUUUGACUUGAAAGGAAGCAGGAUGGACAGGAUGCAACCGCUCCGCCUGCGGAUUUGGUCUUGCUUUGAGCAACUGCCUCCGUAAGCCAGCCAUUGUGCAUUGUACAUAGUUAUCAGGGGAAGCCUGCUCCGACCCACAUUCUAACCUAAGAUGGCCAAGUGGCGACGAGUUGUUAUAUAUAUUAGUUAGCUAGGAUAUCACUGGCACUUGAGAGUUGUACCUUUUAACUUCCGCAUGAAUAUUGAUAUCUGGUUGUUACCAACUAAGCAGAAACCAAAUUGUUGCUAAACGCAAAUAAAACAUUACCCAGUGCUAAAAAACUUGUAACUAGUAAAGUGUUAAUGUUGUAAUCUUUAGGCCCGAAGAGAAUAUUCUGAGAUAUAUCUGUGUCAUGAAUACCCUACAUGUUAAAUGCAAUAAACGAACCCUUUGCCUACCGAAAACCUAAUGUACGCAUAAUGGCAUAUGCAUAUACUAUACCAAUAUACGAUCCUCAAGUUAAACGUUUUGUGUGCUACAAAUAAAGGAAGUUUCAUUUAUUCGGCAACUUAAA
This is a messenger RNA of Drosophila suzukii, 4129 nucleotides long. The record is from RefSeq and is a predicted model, not a curated record. NCBI's taxonomy places the organism in Eukaryota, Metazoa, Arthropoda, Insecta, Diptera, Drosophilidae.